This is a messenger RNA of Papilio polytes (common Mormon), 4214 nucleotides long. RefSeq names its product Krueppel-like factor 2. The record is from RefSeq and is a predicted model, not a curated record. Gene Ontology annotation, molecular function: DNA-binding transcription factor activity, RNA polymerase II-specific; RNA polymerase II cis-regulatory region sequence-specific DNA binding. NCBI's taxonomy places the organism in Eukaryota, Metazoa, Arthropoda, Insecta, Lepidoptera, Papilionidae. Gene Ontology annotation, biological process: regulation of transcription by RNA polymerase II. The coding region runs from base 97 to 1278 and encodes 393 amino acids. The transcript has 8 exons.
GUGAGAGCGCGCACGCGUGCGCCGCUCCGCCCGCUAGCCCCCGCUAGCUCUCGCUAGCCCGACCUCGCCCGCCGCUACCGCCCGGCACUGCCGGGAAUGGAGGCCUGCGCCAUCACACCUGCCGAGGACCUUGUGGGCGACCAGAUUGUCCCGGGCGGCGGCCGUUGGGGCGCACCUCCAUCCAGCGGCAUCCUCGACCCCUGGUGCCAGAUGCAGACAUCAGAGCUGGAGUCGCUGCUGUGCAAGCAAGAGGGCGCCUCGAUCGCGCCCGCCCCCAUGGACCUAUUCGAUGGCGGUCCAUCUUCCAGAGAGGAUGCAUUCCGGCCCGCACUGUGGGAGGACAUAGCCUCUUCAAUAAGAAACAUCGACCCGGAGAAUGCAAACAUGCUCGCGCCGCUCGGUGCAACCCACGUCAAACUAGAAGCUGAUGACCCCUUAUUAGAGGAAUGUGCCACGCCACUCCUGAGUCCGCUUGAGAUCAAAACGGAGAGACUAUGUGCGCCCCCUACAUAUGCCCUUCCGCCCCAUCCUCCUCAGCACCAGGUGCAUGUACAGCCGCCACCUUCCUUCGCCAAGUACCCGCCGUCGAGAUUGGUGUAUAUGGCACCACUCACUCCCCCCGGCUCCGACCAAGGCAGUCCAGGGAAUAACAUGCAGGGUGGAACAAGACGGACGCCGCCACCGCCCUACCAUCCGCCGCCGUUGCUGCGUGCACCUCACGUGCCUCACGCGCCUCACCCGUCGCACGCACCUCACGGGACCCACGGGACGCAUGGGACACACGGAAGCCAUGCAAGCCACGCGAGCCACGCACCCCACACCUCACACGUACCUGCCCAUCCUUCAGCGCAUAGUCAUCUACAUCCACAGGCGAUGUCACAGAUGCAAAUGGCGCCACAGCAGUCUGCGCAGGCGCACACCGCCCCAUUACCACACUCUCGUCUAGAUCCCCCGCCACCUGUCAAAUACAAUCGCCGGAACAAUCCAGAAUUAGAAAAGAGACGAGUCCACCACUGCGACUUUAUUGGUUGUACAAAAGUUUACACGAAAAGUUCGCACCUGAAAGCUCACCAACGUAUACAUACAGGUGAAAAACCGUAUACAUGUCAAUGGCCGAACUGCGAAUGGAGAUUUGCGCGGUCCGACGAGCUAACACGUCACUACCGCAAGCAUACUGGUGCUAAACCCUUCAAAUGCGCGGUGUGCGAUCGCUCCUUCGCCAGGUCUGAUCAUCUUGCACUCCACAUGAAGCGGCACCUGCCGAAGACGUCCAAAUGACACGCAAGGAGGGGCGGAGAACAGCCGCCCGCGCCUCCUCCUCCUCAGGAGGCUUAUAAUGAAAACAUCUUUCUUGAGUGCGAUCUGGAUUCAAGUCUGAUGGAUACCAUCUACGGUGUACAGUGACUCGGGACAAAUCGUAUCAGAACUCAAGGCCUCACACUUCGGGCUGACUCAAAUGGAUUAGUACAAGAGCGAACUUGCUUCAAAAUAUACAGAUCUUUACCAAGCUUCGUUUAGAUUGCUUUUAAAAGUGUAACUUAUUUUAUUAAUGUCUUAAGAUUUUAUGAAUUAAGACAAUAGUGAUGGAAGAUUACUUAUCACGGAAUACCAGUUAACCAAUACGUAUUUUAAUAUAAUCGUUUAAAAGCACAAUAGGUACAAUCAUUACCAAGGAAAUCGCUUUACAAACAAAUGUAAUUAUAAAUUAUUAGUGCAGUCAUCUAUUAAGCAACAUAACGUUAAAAGUAUUUUAUAAAUUUCUAUAUGUACAUUAAAUAAAUAUAAUUUGUAUUACGCGACACCUUGCAAAAUAACGAAUUGUUUCUAGCAUCACUUAUUUUCAUAGUUUGAAGUUAUAAAACAAAAUCUAUAACACCCUCUGUAGUCAAUUUUAUAAAUCUCAUUUUUAAUAAUCUGUGUACAUGUUAAAAAAAUCUUAAUUGUUACUUAAAAUGUUUGCUCACUGUGAGCAAUGGUGUCGCGAGAAAGUUCGAAAGAGCUCUAAGUAUUCAUUAGAUAUGAUUAAUUUAUUUUAAGCUAAUUUAAUUUUAAGGAAAUCAAAUAUCUAAGAUAUUAUUGAUAUUUUUUAUUUUUUAAUUGUAAUUAAAAACAUUAACUACUUUAAAAAUUAUAGAUGUAAUCGUACAGUCGCGUUUUCGGAUCUUACGACCUGGGUUGUGAAAUGUAAUUUAUUUAGAAAUAUCAAUUAUUUAUUGUAUUCACUUUUUUAUAACUAACCAUUCUAUAUUUGUGUUUAAACGAAUAGAUAAAUUGAGUGUGUAUUCGUAAACACAUAUCUUUGGUUCUAUUUGAAAAGAACAGAUAUAACACGAAGUUUAUAUACGAUUUUUUCUCAAUACAACUCACAAUUAACUUUAUUCAGGUCGUUGAAUUCGGAAUCGCAUAUUUACACUAUCUAGUCUCGAUAUAAUUCAAUCUUAAAAUAGUUAAAAAGUACAUUUAAAUACAAUUGUUCUGUAUUCAAUUAAAAUAAUUAUCAAAGCCGAUUAAAACCAGACCUCUGUUUAAGAUAAAAGAAAUAAAAAAAAAAGUUUGUUAUAGGAAUUAUAGCUGAAUAAUUAAGGGAUUUAGAAUGAAAAAGCAACAGCCUUUCAGUAUCCGUCCACGGCCGUGAGUUUUCCAAAAUAGUGUAUUCGUACGUUUUCAAUUUUGUAAUUCAGAAUGGUAUAUAAAAUUUGCCAUAUUAAUAGUCACUAGUGGUUUGUAAUUAAGUAUUGCUUACUAUUUUUUAUAUUAGCAACUUUCGAAUGUCUUAUUAGUCAUUAUUAAUAAUAUCGGUGCCUUUAUAACAAGGUGCAUGUUUUAUUAUACAUUUGAGGCAGUAAUAAAAAACUGCAGAAAAUAUAUUAACUUGCAUGGUUUGUCGUGUAUUUGAAACAGAUGUCGCGAGAUUGGUUCUACUUUUUGUUAUGUUUACAAUAAAAAUUGGAGUGAUUUAAUAAAAUAUUUAUCUAGGAGUGUAUGUUUCCUAAGAUGCUUUCAAUAUUGUUACAAAUUGAUAAAAUUAUCUUCAAAUUUGAAAUCCUUUAACUAUAUUUUGUUUAAAAUUAUUAAUCGAAAUUCAGUGAGGACGAUCUAUAAAAGUAAAAUAAAAUAAAACCAGGGUUUCUUUUUAAUUAUAAUUAUUUUAUUAGUCGUUUUCAAACUACAUUGUACAUAAUUCUACUUUUAAUAAUCUUCAUGCAAAAAAAAAUGUUUUAUCAAAAAAAUCAGCGUGACGUAACUUUAAUCAGUAUUUUCAGAUAGAUUUUGUGUUAUUUUUAACACAAAAUUUAUGAAAUGGAAGAAAUUAUAUUUUAACUAAUACUGAUUCUCACAAAGUACGAGUACUGUUGAAUUUACACAUAGAUCUUGCCAAUCUACUUUGCAUUUAAUCAUGUUAUUUAGAAUUGUAUUAAUAUUACGAUGAUUUUAAAUAUUAUAAAAUUGUAACACUUUCCCAGAAUUUAACAAAUUAUGGUCAAUGUAAACUUUUCCAUAUCCGAGAACCAAAGUGUUAACUUUCGUUUCCGAAAUAAAACAUAUUAAUUUCCUGUAAAUUCAAUUUAAAGAAAAGUAUUCAAGGAUUUUGAAUGUAAAGUUAAAAAAAAUUACAUCUGAACUAGAAAGGUGGUAAAAACUAUAUUUAUAAUUAAUUAGAUGUUUAAAAUAGACUCAUAAUAUGAACAGAUUAAAAUAUUAUAUGACGAUAAUUGCCAUAAAGUUGUAAAGUUGCCAUAUUUCAUAAUAAUCUUAAUUAUAAUUUAACUUUUACAUAAAGACAGUAUGUUGUCUUCCUGUCCGUUGUACCUCACUUUCUUUACUCGCUCGUUUAUCGUAUGUAUUGUACAUACUUAUGUAAUUUUGUUUUAUUUUUAAUUUUACGAUUGUUUGUAUCUUUUUCAAUUAGGUUGUUUAGUUUUAAGUACGUAGUUGUACGCGUUGACUAAGUCACCAUGAUAAUUUAUUACCAAUGACAAGUUUUUAAAUUCUUUUUUUUUUAAUUUUAUAUAUUUUUUUUGUAAAGUUCUAAGGUUAAAUGUUGAUAUAUACGCAUGUAGUAAGUAUGGAUUCACAUUAUGGUGUUUUAAGAUAUAUGUUAAGAUUUGCCAGAUGUGUGAUUUACUAACAUUUUUUGACACUUAGAUAUUUUUGUGUUACCUUUGUCGAAAAACAGCUUGCCUAUUUAAAUACAAGAUUGUUUAGAUUCUGUA